UGUUUCAUAUAUUUUUUUCCAGAUAUGGGGAAGUGGAAAGGAUAAAAAGAAUGAGAUCAUUGUAUUUUACAUUCUGAAAGUGCAUCAUUAUAGUGACCCCUAAAUCACAACAAUGCUUCAAAAUGUUUUCCAGGAAGAAUAACUGUCUAUAGGUCUGUUCUUUCAGAUUCCAUAUGCAACAAAAUACCCAGUAAAGUGACAGUUGUUUUGUUUCUCUGAUUCCCAUUAGGUGAAAAUGGAAUCAUGAUAAAAAAAAUUCAGUGGAGAAAAACCAAGUUGGACUAAUAUACAAUACCAUGCUUGUGAAAUCUGCAUACCCACUGGAGAAUAUGACACACACCUGGACAGGUAUGUCAACAUCACAGUUUGAGGAUAGCGGUACUAGUAUUUCAAAACUAAUGGCCGGUGCGUUGCUAAUGGACACGGCGUGCGACCUUCCUUCCUUCUGGCCCUCUGAAGGUUUUCCGGGAUCGACACAGUCUUCGCAAAUCGUCAAGAUGGAGAAGGAGGGAUUCGCACCCAACAGCAUUGAUUGUUGGCCAUUACCCGGGCAACAGACGCAUGCUGAUUUUCACCACAAUGCGGGCUUUCAACAUGUUUCACAACACAACGGCUUCAACCCAGUCUCGAACGGCAGCAUAAACGGAAAUAAUACGUAUGGACAAAAUUAUGGGAAUAGUCAUUUUAAGCCCCCGCAAGAUCAGUUUCGCAAAAGAUACGGAAACUAUUCCAACGAACAGUACCCAGACACAAACAUAGCCCUGAAGACCGAAACUGAGGAAAGCAAAUGGAACAAUUGUGCGAUAAACACUCAACCAAAUUUAUUUGAACCAAUUCGAAGUGGCAAUGGAAAACCCGUUUCUUUAAAAGAGGGCCCCUAUUCACCACCGUCUUUCAAAAUGCGAGAUCGGACUCCCCAUAAGUUAAGUCCGAAUCUGGACUCUGAGCGGAAGUUACUCGGUGACUUUGUGGAGUCUGAUAGCGACUCUAAAACAAGCGACAGUCAACCCACAACGCUUCCAGACUGGACCGGAAAUAGUCCGACAUCAGAUAUCAACGUGGAUCAGAUGAUCACCAGCGGAGUUACCGUGGCGGGAUACAAGCCUAGGAAGCUCAUCUGCAAGAGAAAAAAGUCCACAGUCCCUUCAGACAUGAAGGACCCAAGCUACUGGGAAAAGAGAAAGAAGAACAAUGAUUCAGCCCGAAGGUCGCGAGAGGCCAAGAAGGAAAAGGAAAGGAAUUUUUACAAGCGUGCAUUGGAACUUGAGUAUGAAAAUCAUUAUUUAAAAGAAAGAGUUGCAUUUUUAGAAAGAAAGCUAGAGGCAGUUAUGAAACAAAAUUCCAAUUAUCCUGGCCCUGAAACCCAAACGGUACCCCCACCACCGCACAACAUGUAACAGACAGAGUUUUUCCCUUCAUCAGUUUUGCAUUAUUAUUAUAUUGGACAGUAUUGCAGUUGUAGUAAUUUUUUCCAUGUAGAUUUUUCCUAUUUCAAAAUUCAAAAAAUACCAAAAUGUAAUAUUGUCAUAGUAUACUAGUUUGUUGUAAAAUUUGUUUAUUGUUCAAAGUUUAGCAUCUACGAAUACCAAAGAACUAGUUCAAAAGUCGAGUCAGUUGUUGUGUACACAUAAAAUAUGCGUUGUAUUUUUUUUGUUCAAUAGAACUGGUGUAUUUUGUGUUCCUUUAAAAGUGUCCUUUCUUCUAAAAUAUACCUUUCCCUUUUGGUUUGGAAUUUUACAUCACCAUAACUAGCUGUGUUUGGAGUUUUGCUUGUUUUGAGAACACAUUUGACUUUGUGGGGUGAGGGUUUAUCCUGAAAUACUUUACGAAAUUCUUUUAUUUUCGAAGAUCAGAUUACUUUUCCACCUUUUAUUUACUAUGGUUAGAUUGUUUUCCACCUUCCCAACAUGUUUAGACGACACAUUGUAUGUUCUACUUAUAAGAAGAAGUAUCUUUCUGAAAGGUCAGCGUUUUGGCAGUCUAUUUUAAUAUGCAAACUCCGUUAUUUUUUUUUAUAAUAUAAAUUAUGAUGUUGUUAACUUUAUUUGUGCCUUUGAUGAUUCAGCAUCUAAACCUGAUUUUUAUUUGUUUGGUCUUGCUUAUACAUGUACUUACUUCUGGUACAGAAGAGUUCUGGUCAAAGAACCUUAAAUAUGUGUUCUACGUCAGUAUUUGUGUUGGUCCUGGAAAAUGUCAUGCUUUUUAAAGUGUUCACGCUAAGAACCGGUGAUGUUUGGGACAAUCUGGUCAGCUUUUUUGAGUACUUUUUUGUCCUGUUUUCCGUUGGCUCCAAGAGCAGUUAUGUCUCUCAAUACAUAGGGUGAUAUUUUUAUAUAUAUAUCACCUACAUACACAAUUUGUAAAUACAAACAUUUUUCCGCACCCCAUCUCCUGAUACCGUUUAUAGACAAAGGGGUUUGUAACAGGCUACAGGCCAAACCGAAUGAUUGUUAGAAAAUGGAGGUUCUCUAUGUUUUGUUAUAGACCCCUUUGUUAGAAUGCUGUGUAAAAUCGCUUUAUUCUGUAGCCAAUAGUUAGAAAAAUCAUUUCAUGCUUGUUUUUGGAAAUGGUGUGCAUAACAUUUUAUCCCAUACAUUUUUUCAAAUGGUUGUUAUCAAAGAUGUCUUAAUGUUUUUCUUUUUGUGUCAAUCUUUGUCGAGGUAGUGAAUAUACUAAAUAUGUGGCGUAAGACGCCUUAUAUCCAAUUCUUUUGAUAUAGUGUAUUGUUAGAAAUAUAUAUAAUCCUUAUAUAUUGUUUACCUGUGUGUAUUGGUAAGACCAUUGUAUCUAUACUUUUUUGCCUGGCUUGCAAUGAUUGUGUUGUUCAGAAAAGUGUUUUAAACCAUCUAAUUUAUAUCCUGUUUUAAUGACACCAAAAAAUCAGCCUUGUGUUGUCAUAAUGCUAUUCCACGAGGAAAAUAUUAUAAGUUGCAUUUGCACAUAGCAAUUUUUAUUUCUCUCUAAAAUAGCACAUGACAAUACAUAUGAGAUACAGGUGCCGUUAGCAGAUUGUUGAAAAGACUCCAUAUAUUUAUUGGUAUCAAAUAUCAGAAUAUGGAACAGAAAUUGUGAGCAGAGGAACGAUGAACCUUGUAAAAACCACGAGAUUUUCUAUUGUAACUGUUUGUCUUACUAUACGAAAUGCUUAAAGCAUUAUGUUAUAUAUAGCUGUCGCGGCGCUUCAUCCAAAAAGUCAGUAUUUACUGCCAAUACAUGUAUUCUUGUUAAUUUGAUUUUCCUUUUCAGCAUAAUAUUGUGUGAUAGAAUCAUAUUUAACAGAUAUCCGGGUGUUUUACACCGUGGACUUUAUUUGUAUGACAUUGCAAUUUUACAAAUAUGCAACGAUAGUUACUGACUUGAUUUUUUUUAAUCAAUAUAAUUAUUAUAAACUUUUUGAUAAUAGCAGACAUUCCUCAAAGCACAAAUUAAUCAAAGAAUUGACCACUAGCUUUUAUGGGUUAUCUUAAUAAUGUUCAUAGAGAAGAGCAAUUCCCUCAUGCCUAAAACAGGUAAACAAAAUAUUCUACAGCAUUGCCCUUUUAUCAGCUUUCUAUUUAAUUCGGUAAAUUUCCUGCAUGGGUCUUUUGAAACAAACAAUGUAUGUGGAUUUCACAAACAACUUUUUUUUGUUUUUUUUAUGCCUCGUGUACUGAUUAAUAGCGGAAGUUAUACUGUAUUUUUUACUAAUUACUUAGUAUCAAUUAUUGAAAAGUUGUUUCGAAUUCUGUCAUAAUUUUGUAAUAUUUUGACAUGGUACUGCUUUACUUUAUCAGGCAGUGUACUCCAAAACACCAUGUAAAACGCUGUGUUUUUUUUCUCCUAUUGAACUUGUACCGAUUUCUCCGACUCUGAAAGUCAAACACCCAGUAUAUUAACCCUAUUUCUCCUCUACAUCUCUUAGCAAAUAAAAUUGCUGCUUCUUUUAUCCCACCAUCAAGAGAAAUCAGAGCUCAUUCUUUAAGAUUUAAAAAUCAAAGUACAUGUAUAUAUUUUUUUCUGGAAAUGCUAAUGUUUUUUACAAGAUUUGAACUAAAAAGGUUGCCCAUCAUGAUGUAUAUGGCGUUUGAACAUUAAUGGAAAUAGGUGCUAUAUUAAAUAUCAUUAAAACCGCAAUGUUUAAUCAGUGUUGUGCAUAUAAUUAAGAUUGCCUUUAUUAAUUAGAUUUGAAUUAAAUAUAUAUCAUUUCUUAUGCACUGCAAUAUGCUCCAUGAAAGGGAUUGUUCCGUUAUGCAUUUUCUAUACCUCUGCAACCAUACAACUGUUUUCCGAUUCUCCCUCCCCCCAAUAUAUACAUGUAAUUGAAACAUUGAUUUGAAUUAAUUUAAUAGAGGUAAUUGAUAACGAUUGUCUGUAAGAUCCUAAGGACCAUGGACAAGAAGUAUUACUUAGAACAAUAAUGCGUCGUGAAGAUAUCCUGUUUUUUUUUUUUUUUUUUUUUUUUUUUUUUUGAUAAAUUGAUUGAAGAAUUUAUAUUUUCUUGCUUAAAAAGAAAUAAUAUACUUUUGAUUUUUCGCGAACACCACCAAAAAUUGUUUAAAAUGUUACAGCGACAGGGUAAAAUAACAAGUGGAUUUUCUUUGUCAAAGGCAACAUAUCAUUUUCCAACAUGCUUAAAGACUGUCAUGUGUGGAUAGGCUAUGAUUGCUUGUGUCUAUUAUUUUUUAGACAUACAUGUAAUACAAUAAUGUAUUGAAUAUCAAUUAGUAAAGUUUCGAAUAUGAUCUCUGUUAAUAACAAUUUGUAUGAUAAUAACGAUAUCACUCCCUCCUACUUUGUAUGUUUGCAGUUGUAUGAUACCACACAUUGAGAUUUUGUUGUUACAAGUGCUUAAAAUCAUUAUAAAAUCUGACAUGUUUAUUUGUAAUUGUACCUGUAGUCACAAUACUUUAAUCUUGAAACGAUCUUUUAAUCUGAAAAUGUUGUCCAUUUUGCCAAAGUUCAAGAAAUGUCUAAAAAUUAUCCUAAGAAAAGUGUAAAAUAUAAUUGAAAAAGAAACAUGUAAUUCGUAGAUAAAAAUUCUCCAUUUUCGUGGUUAAAUAAUACAAUACUUUUCCGUACGUGGGAAAAAGGGUAAGCAUUUGAUUCUUCUUUUGGAAUUUCAUUUUCCAGAUAUUACUGAUUAAAAUGAAGAGUAGGGGAAACGGAACAAUACAAAAUAAAAGUCACGAUUUCAUUCUGCCCAAAACCCACUGACACCAGAAACAAAGAGAUUGUCCAAGAUAAAAUUCCCCCAUAUUGCACGAAAUUUACUUCCCCUAUAAUCUGGUUUAUGAAUAUAUCUCGAGAUAAAUAUCCGAGGUGUAUCACAGAAUGAAUUUAUAGACGAAAUCCCAUGGAAAAGAAUUCCCAAUUUACAAAUUCCAAGAAAUUCUCUUUUGAAUACCUAUACAACUGGACACAAUAAUUUGAUACAAAGUUUUUAAUUUUAAAAAGGAUGUUCAAGUUCAACUUAAGAUUAUUUUUCCUUGAAUUUUAAUACACACUGAUUAAAUGACCAGUUGUCCUCAGCCUUAACUCUGCUUUUUAUUUAAAAAAAAGGGACCCCCCCCUCCACUGAUGACUUAUUUUGAUGUGCAGUGUCAUGAUUCGUUAGAGGUAUAGGACUGUUUGCUUGCUUCGUUUAUCAUAUGCACGUGACACAGAAUUUAAAGAUUUAUUUCGCAAUAUGUUGACUAUUUUUCUUGUCUUUUAUUUGUGAAACAUGAAUUUUAAUAUUUUAGAUAAUCAAGGAGAAUUUUGUCAAUAUUGUAUUCAUGAUUCAGAUGUUUUUGGCUUUGUAAAAAUGUGAUAUAUUUUCAAUUUGUCUCUUUAGUUAUGUAAUCAACUUCUUCAACAACGAAUAUUUUUAGCAACCGUUCGAAUUCAGAAGUUCUUUCAAUUCCUCUUUCUCUGGUUCCCUGUGAAAUGUUGCGAAAUUCUUCUUAGGUUAUCCGGAUUUUAUGUAACUUUUUUCUCUCAAUCUUGUGCUUUCAAUAUAUUGUGUAGCUUUGUUUCAUGGAAUUUAGAGAUCUAAAUUAGAUAUAGAAUAUCGUUAUCAUGUGUAUGAUCUCUGAUUUUUUCCAAUUUGAGAAUAAAUGUUAAACAAAAAUG
Messenger RNA from Saccostrea cuccullata (small rock oyster), 6090 nucleotides. RefSeq lists its product as uncharacterized. Lineage: Eukaryota; Metazoa; Mollusca; Bivalvia; Ostreida; Ostreidae. The transcript has 3 exons. Gene Ontology annotation, biological process: regulation of transcription by RNA polymerase II. Gene Ontology annotation, cellular component: nucleus. The record is from RefSeq and is a predicted model, not a curated record. Bases 297 to 1397 code for a protein of 366 amino acids. Gene Ontology annotation, molecular function: DNA-binding transcription factor activity, RNA polymerase II-specific; RNA polymerase II cis-regulatory region sequence-specific DNA binding.